UGGCGUGUGCGCGCGCGGGGCUGAUAGUUGGUCUCCUUUCUCUCACAAUCCCUGAGGUGGAUUCGGCAGAGUUAGUACGCAGCGUGGCUGUCUGAUCUUUGAUCCCGCCCAGAACACUUAAGUUUUGCUUGGCAAGACUAUAUAAUAUUGAUUGUAUCUGCAAGUCUAAAAAUAAUGGAGACUGAACAACAAGAGGAGACCUUUACUAACACAGAAACCAAUGGUAAGCUUACUUUUAGGCAUAUUGAAGAGGAACAGGCCUUCAAAAGGUCUAGGAACACUGAUGAGAUGGUUGAACUGCGCAUUCUGCUUCAGAGUAAAAAUGCUGGAGCAGUGAUUGGCAAAGGUGGCAAAAAUAUUAAGGCGCUUCGUACAGACUACAAUGCCAGUGUUUCAGUCCCAGACAGCAGUGGCCCCGAGCGCAUACUGAGUAUAAGUGCAGACAUUGAAACAAUUGGAGAAAUUCUGAAGAAAAUUAUCCCUACUUUGGAAGAGUACCAGCAUUACAAAGGAAGUGAUUUUGACUGUGAAUUAAGGUUGUUGAUUCACCAGAGUUUGGCUGGAGGAAUUAUUGGUGUCAAAGGAGCUAAAAUCAAAGAACUUCGAGAGAAUACUCAAACAACCAUUAAACUUUUCCAAGAAUGUUGUCCUCAUUCUUCUGACAGAGUGGUGCUAAUUGGUGGAAAGCCUGAUAGAGUUGUGGAAUGCAUCAAAAUAAUACUGGAUCUUAUAUCAGAGUCACCAAUCAAAGGACGUGCACAGCCUUAUGAUCCAAAUUUCUAUGAUGAAACAUAUGACUACGGUGGAUUUACGAUGAUGUUUGAUGACAGAAGGGGCCGCCCUGUAGGCUUUCCAAUGCGUGGCAGAGGUGGCUUUGACCGAAUGCCUCCAGGUCGUGGUCGUCCCAUGCCUCCAAGAAGAGAUUAUGAUGAUAUGAGUCCUCGCAGAGGACCUCCUCCUCCUCCUCCAGGCCGUGGCGGUAGAGGUGGCAGCAGAGCUCGCAAUCUUCCUCUUCCUCCUCCUCCUCCUCCCAGAGGCGGGGACCUCAUGUCUUACGAUCGAAGAGGCAGACCUGGUGAUCGCUAUGAUGGAAUGAUGAUGCAGUGUCACGUCAAUGCCUGUGAUGACAUAGAAACACCAGAAAUGUUUGAAGGUGGAUCAGGAUAUGACUAUUCUUAUGCAGGGGGCCGUGGAUCUUACGGUGAUCUUGGUGGACCCAUCAUUACAACACAAGUAACAAUACCCAAAGAUUUGGCUGGCUCUAUCAUUGGGAAAGGAGGUCAGAGGAUCAAACAGAUACGUCAUGAAUCAGGAGCAUCAAUCAAAAUUGAUGAACCCUUAGAGGGUUCAGAAGAUCGGAUUAUAACUAUUACAGGCACGCAGGAUCAGAUUCAGAAUGCACAGUAUUUACUGCAAAACAGUGUGAAGCAGUAUGCAGAUGUUGAAGGAUUCUAAUGCAAGAUAUUUUUUCUUUUUUAUAGUGUGAAGCAGUAUUCUGGAAAGUUUUUCUAAGACUAGUGAAGAACUGAAGGAGUCCUGCAUCUUUUUUUUUUCUUAAAUCUGCUUCUGUUUAAAAAGCCAACAUUCCUCUGCUUCAUAGGUGUUCUGCAUUUGAGGUGUAGUGAUAUUUUUGCUGUCACCAGAUGUAAUGUUUUAGUUCUUCAUAAAUAGGUGGGAGGGAGGGGGGUGGCUUGCGAAACUAACAUUGGUAUUUUGAAACAGCAGCAGAGAAAGUGGAUUUUAUUUUUGUUCUAUGUUGGUUGUAAACUGUAAUGUUUUUUUCCCCUGUAACUUGUGAACCACCUGCUUUAUACUUUUUCAUUUUGAAGUGGGGAAGGGUUCUAGUAGACCACUUUACUCCUGGAAUCCAUGCAGAGCAGUGUGCAGAAUGUAAUGCUCUUUUGUAAGUUGUUUCAUGAUUUUAAAAAUAAAUUUAGUGAACCAAUUCUUGCAGUUAUUUCUUUAUAUAUAUUUAACCAUUACACCAUUUAUCGAGCUUGGCUUUUUUCUAUACCAUGGAAGCAGAACACCCAGUUUCAGUGUUUUGGCUAAUUAGGAUUAUUGAUAGUGCAUUGACUCCAAAGUUUGGUAUAUGUGAGGAAACUAAACAAUAUUAGAAAACCGUUUUAGCUUUGUUACUUCAGGCGUAUGCCCUCAUUGUAUUGCAACAUGUUAGUUUGACUCAAUAAAAUCUUGCAAAGCUUUGGUUUGUCAUGGAAUAGCGAGUACUGUAGAGAAUACCUGAAGCUUAGUCAUUUCCAGCCUUGGCAAUUCUGCCCAUAUCUGACUGUAACUUGUUAAAUAUGUUUCCAUUGUAUAAAGACUUGAAUGAAACAAUUGUAUUUCUUUCCUGUUUGUUGAUUUGCAUAGGAAACACUUGUGCAAAAUCAAAAGAAUUUCUGGAUGUUUUCAUGUAAAAAAUCUCAGCAUUUGUUCUGAUAGUUUACAAGUUAUUUUUCUUGAAUAAAUGUUAUAUCAACACCCAGCUGGAUGUGACAGGUCCAGUUUUCAA
Gekko japonicus is the source of this 2512-nucleotide messenger RNA. It is a transcript of the gene HNRNPK, whose product is annotated as heterogeneous nuclear ribonucleoprotein K. Bases 175 to 1455 code for a protein of 426 amino acids. The transcript is spliced from 16 exons. Gene Ontology annotation, molecular function: mRNA binding. The record is from RefSeq and is a predicted model, not a curated record. Gene Ontology annotation, biological process: regulation of mRNA splicing, via spliceosome; regulation of transcription by RNA polymerase II. Gene Ontology annotation, cellular component: cytoplasm; nucleus. NCBI's taxonomy places the organism in Eukaryota, Metazoa, Chordata, Lepidosauria, Squamata, Gekkonidae.